Molecule: messenger RNA, 673 nt
Organism: Cryphonectria parasitica EP155
Lineage: Eukaryota; Fungi; Ascomycota; Sordariomycetes; Diaporthales; Cryphonectriaceae
Product: mitochondrial fission 1 protein
Exons: 3
Coding region: 1-465 (154 amino acids)
Biological process (GO): mitochondrial fission; autophagy of mitochondrion; peroxisome fission
Cellular component (GO): mitochondrial outer membrane; peroxisomal membrane
Molecular function (GO): protein binding
Source: RefSeq, a predicted model, not a curated record
AUGGGCACCAACCUACCAUAUGCCGUCGACGCAGAGACGCCACUGAACCCCGCAGAACUUCAAGUUCUGCGCGCACAAUAUGAGAAGGAAGGGGAGAUGGUCGGCGUGCAGACCAAGUUCAACUACGCAUGGGGCCUCGUGAAAUCCACCCGUCGCGACGACCAACACCUCGGCGUCGUCUUCCUCUCCGAGAUCUUCCGCACCUCCCCCGAACGCCGUCGCGAGUGCCUCUACUACCUCGCGCUCGGCAACUUCAAGCUGGGCAACUACGCCGAGGCCCGGCGAUAUAACGACCUUCUGCUGGAGAAGGAGCCCGCCAACCUGCAGGCGUCGGACCUGAGAACGCUGAUAGAUGACAAGGUGGCCAGGGAGGGGCUGAUGGGCGUCGCCAUCGUCAGUGGUCUUGCUGUGGCGGCGGGCGUGAUUGGGGGGGUGUUGAUGAGGAAUAUGGGGCGCAAGCGAUGAUGGACUUUUUUUUGAAUCAAGGGCAGGAAUCAAGUCAGUGCAGAAAACUCGGGUUAGGAAUGAGGGCACCAUCAUGCCUAGGGCACGUUUCCUGAGGGAUGUCAUGAACGCGUGGUUGGCGGGCAGGGUGUUAUGAAGACACGUCACGGUCAAGUUUUCCCCUCAAUAGUAUUCAGCAUUGUAUAUGAAGCGUCUUGCUUUUUUUUUU